This is a messenger RNA of Wyeomyia smithii (pitcher-plant mosquito), 4153 nucleotides long. Its product is annotated as trithorax group protein osa-like. Gene Ontology annotation, biological process: regulation of transcription by RNA polymerase II. Bases 1190 to 3517 code for a protein of 775 amino acids. The record is from RefSeq and is a predicted model, not a curated record. Gene Ontology annotation, molecular function: DNA-binding transcription factor activity, RNA polymerase II-specific; zinc ion binding; RNA polymerase II cis-regulatory region sequence-specific DNA binding. The transcript has 7 exons. NCBI's taxonomy places the organism in Eukaryota, Metazoa, Arthropoda, Insecta, Diptera, Culicidae. Gene Ontology annotation, cellular component: nucleus.
UGUAAACUCGGUGAAGGUAAAGAUGAGUUUUCACCGUGGUCCCGUGGCCGUUCGGUUUGCACUACCAGUGAACUAAGUUUUGCAGGAAAGUUUUUCCCAGCAACAACCAAGCACCAAAGUUUUCCAGAAGUGUGUGAUCCCGCUACUGCUGCUGCUGCUGCUCCUCUACGGCAAAAACCGGGGGAAAAACUUUGCAAACUUUGGGAGCAACAGCCGAAAAACUUUUCGCACCCCGCUCGCGCGCGUUCCUUCUUCGCGAAAAUCGUUCAAGCCCGCUAGCAAGCGGGCAAACAGCAGUAAAGUUUUUCCGCGAUCAAAAGUUUGCAAGUUUUGAAGUCGCGUGGAAAGUGUUUGGGUGGAACAGUGUGCUGAGCGCCGCGCGAUCCCGGGGGCGAGACGAACGACAAUUAUUUCUGGCUAGUCCUCUGCCCCAUCUCUCAUAGCGUUGCAUUUGUCGAAGAGAAGCGCUAAGUUUGCCGGUGAAGAAAAGUUUCCAGCAGAGCAGGACGCAGCGCGGGGAAAGCCGCUAAGAAUCGGGCCACCAGACGACGCCGAAGUUGAAAUAAUUAAUUUAAAACAAAUCAGCAAACUAGGGAAGUGUGUGCGGUUUUUCCGAAUGUUCGGUUCGGCGCCCUUUUCGGGGGAAAACUUUUGGGCCUCUCGUGCAGCCGCGGUACUUCCGGGUGCAGACCAAGUACAGCAGGUACAGAGUGGAAAAAAGUUCCGAAAAGUUUGCGAAUUUUACGUGCGCUCCGAUUAGGAAGAUAAGUGAAAAUAAAUAAAACACAAAACUGAUAGGCCGCAAAAGAAGGUGCAAUUAUAAACAACAAACAGCAGCCGGUCGAGGGAGAGGGAGGAAAUUCCAACAAAUUGAAAAGUAGAAUCUACGCAACUGCAGUUUUGAGUGAAAAGUGGUUUGCGGUCGAGCGGUUAGAAGGUGCGCAGGAUAAACUGGACCUGGAAGGGAGAGGAUACCGCAAAAGGACGAUAAGAUUAAAACAGUGCAAUACUUGUGACGUAGAUGAAAGUGAACUGAGUUGAACUGCGAAUUUAGCCUAGUGAAAAAAAGGGCAAUACCUAUACGAUUUUUACCGAUAUCACCAAAUAAGUUAAGCAAGUGUUACUCAAACGAAAAAAAAAACAUACUCGUUAGUUUUACCCUAAUAGUGCUAGUUAAGAGCCGAACAAAAUGAUCGAUAACAGUUACUCGUACGUUACGCGGGACAACCUGCGCUACACAGACCUUAACGACGGUCGAUCGUACGCCCAGAUGAGUACCCUAUCUUCGCCACCGUCGAUGGGGAACCGACUCGGGGAGUACGAUCCGACGGCAUCACACCUGACGAACCAUCGUCCGUACGAACCGGCCCCUCAGACGGCUUUCGAACGAUACGACACCAGUUAUCCACCCCAGCGAAGUAAUCUCUACUCCUCGUACGGAUACUCACAGUCCAUCAUCGACGAAGAGCAAAAAUAUCUCGCCGCGGAGCCUCCAGCUCCGCCGGAUGUUCAAGCGGCUCAGCAUCACCUUGGACUGUCGGCUGGGCCGACCGAUCGCCACCAUCCGAUGAUGAAAGUCGAAAUGGACGAAUCCAGUGGACCAAUCUAUCCCCGGCCCAUGUAUCAUUACGAUCCAACGUGUGGCACGAUGCCGCCCGGAUUCUCCGCGAUCAAUCUGAGCGUUAAGGAAGCGAGUCCUCCAAUCCCGUACAAAACCAGCGGAACGCCCUCCCCCAAUCCGGGCAGUCGAAAACCUGACGAUCAUCGUACAAACAAGAUCUCGUCGACCAGUCCGGAACCGGGCGCGAGUCCACAUCAACGAAGCAGCCCGCAAGCGUCACUGGAUCUCAGUUCCAACAAUAGCGGUGGAACGAGUCCCCACUUCGCCCGCAACACCACGAACGGAGCAACGAACGGAAGCAGUGCCGCUGGCACCACUGCUGCUUCGGCAACGAACAAUAAUAACAACAACAACAGUACGAACAACAACAAUAACGCAGUGUAUACGAAUGACGUGCCGGAAUCGCGUACCACUUCCUCGGACGUUGUUGGUCCGACCGAAUUCAGCACAUCCGGCGAGCAGCGUCCUCUGGGGAUCGGUUUCGCUCGACCCCAGCCACCGUCCGCUUCCUACAGUCGCGAGUCCACUCCGGACAGUGGCGGUUCGUACUACGCGGACACGUACCGUGACACCAGUGGCGGAGGUGGUGGUGAGUGUCCAUCCGUUACGGGACCGGACCGGGGUCAGGCUUUCUUCUCGAGCGAGAAUCUUUCGCCGUACUCGGCUGGUUACAGUCCGCACGCGAGCUACGGGAUGGUUGUACAACCGGACUACGCUAACGGUUAUCCUGGAUAUGGGCCUCCGAAUGCCUACCAGUACAGUGGACCGUACGCCAGCUCGCUUGGCAGUGGCGUCUAUCCGCCGUCGGUUCCGUCCGGCUAUCCGCCGAGCAGCAGCGCAAGCUUUGUGACGCCGCCGGCGCUUGGACAGCACAUUUCGCCGCACGAUAAUCUGCUGAAGGCGGGUCUCACAGGUUACCAGCGCCUCGAACGGCCGCAGUUCCCUUCGCAAUCGCAGGAGCUGAAGUGCCCAACGCCUGGCUGUGACGGAUCCGGCCACGCCACCGGUAACUACAGCUCCCACCGGAGCCUCUCCGGUUGUCCCCGUGCAUCGAAACCGAAAAGCAAGCCCCGCGAUGGACAGGAAUCCGAACCACUCAGCAGAUGUCCGAUUCCGGGCUGCGACGGAUCCGGCCACUCGACGGGCAAGUUCCUGUCCCACCGAAGUGCGUCCGGCUGUCCGAUUGCGUUCCGCAACAAGAUGCAUAUCCUGGAGAAUGGUGGCACGAUCGAGCAGGCGAAGGCAGCGAUGGCGCAGGCCGCGGCCGGCAAGUUCGAACCGUUCACCUGUCCGACGCCGGGCUGCGACGGAAACGGACACGUAGACGGUACCUUCAGUACCCAUCGAUCGGCCGCGAGCUGUCCGACGGCACAGCAAGGAGGGGGUCAACAGGCCAGCAAGAAGGCCCGCUACAGCGACGAAGUGCUGAUGAACUCGUCGGCGACAGCCAAAUCGUUCAACGCAGACCUGGCCACGGGUUACAAUCCGACGAAGAACGGACUGCUCGGUACAAGCGGCGGCUCGGCUAUCGUAACGGGACCACCGUCCCUGGGCAGUGUCCUCGGUGGUACGGCGCCGGAUGAUCAUCGUUCCAAAAACGAUCACUCCUCGGUGAGCGCAAGUCAAAUUGUUGGAGGAGGAGGAGGCGGAGUGCCACCACAGUCGCAGUCGCAGUCGAACGUAAUCACCGGGACAGGGCCAGGGCAGGGAGCCGGUGGCGGUGGAGGAGGUGAGGACAUUUUAACCUUGGACGAGGAGAUCACCGAGCUUAAGCGGGAGAAUGCCCGAGUCGAGCUGCAGAUGCUGCGGCUCAAGUCCAACAUCAACGCGAUGGAGUCCCAGCUGAACAACAACGAGCCGAAGCUACUCGAGAUCGGCACGCGGGGGAUCACAUGAAAUUUCCUGACCUGUUAGAGCUUUUUAUUUUCCGCAUGAGUGCUACGAACGAGUGAGUGAGCGAGUGAGUGAAUAAUGGGAGUUCAAGUGAAGUCCUACUGUAUACUAAAAAGUAAGAAAAAACGGGAAAGUGCAUAAAGAACCGAUGUUGGUGGUAGAGUUUAAGGAUGGUUAGAGGAGAAAUGGGAGAAUUGAAAAUUGCUAUAACGAUUACCGAUAAUACGCAGACACACUCACACAAAAGAAAAAAAAAAAAUCAAUGAAAAGAAGUAAACCUAGUCGAAAUGUGCUAUACGACUCAUUUUAAUUAUUAUCGAUUAAAUUUAACGUACUAAGAAAAACCAAGUCAGAACGCGUGACACAAAAAUCCAAGUGCAGAAAUUGUAAUCUAUUAUUUUUGAAUCGUGCUCGGAGGAAACGAAACGAAAAAGCUGAGAAAAAUCCCCUUUGAGGUGAAUUGUGGAAAAUAAAUCAUAAAAAAGCAAGUGUAGACGACAGCUGAGAAGAACACCCCCGAAAAGACGACAGUCUCUCUCUCUCUCUGACAUAUUAGCAAAAUUGUAAAAAGUCAUUAUUGUAUGUAACCCAGUUAUGAAUUUUAAUAAUAAUAAAAAUUACAUAUUUGUGAUAAUAAUA